AUGAGUGUUAAAGAAGUUAAAGUUUGUAUUAUAGGAGCUGGUAUCUCAGGACUUAAAACUGCACAUACUUUAUUGAAUGAUCCAAGAUCAAAAUUUACUAAAGAUGAUGUUUUAAUAGUUGAAGGUCAAGAUUAUAUUGGUGGUAGAGUGUUAACUGAUAAAACCAGUUCCAAGUUGGGUUAUAGUUAUGAUCUUGGUGGAGCUUGGUUUCAUGAUGCUUUAACCAAUGUAGUAUUAAAAGAAUCAAUUGAAGAUAAAUCUUUUGAUCUUAACAAAGAUGGAUAUUUUGAUGAUUUAGAACAUGUUUAUUAUCAUAAUGACCACAAAGGUGAAUUGCCAUAUAAUAAAUGGAGAUUAAAUAAAGUGGGUGAAGAAUUAUUUAAGUUCAUUGAAAUUUAUUACUAUGAAUCAUUAGAUAGAAAAGAUAUGAACUUAUUAGAAAUCACUGAUAUUUAUAUUGAACGUUAUGGGGAUAGAUUAACACCUGAACAAAUCAAAUACCUUCAUCAAGUCGCUAGAUACAGUGAAUUAUGGUUUGGAGUUGCUUCUGAUAAGAUCAGUGCUAAAUAUUCUGCCAUGUCUCAUGAAGGUAGAAAUCUUUAUAACUUAAAAGGAUUUUCCUUUUUGGUUGACAAGUUAUUGAAAGGUAUUUUUAGAGAAAACAUUUUAUUAAACCAUAAAGUAUCAAAAAUCAAUAGAGCCGAUAAAUACAUUGAAACUCAACAUGGUACUAUAAAAUUUGAUUACUUGGUAGUUACCGUUCCAUUAAGUAUAUUGAAAUUACCUCAAGAUCAUGAAUAUGGUAUCACAUGGGAACCUAAAUUACCUGCUUCUAUGACAGAAGCCAUUGAUAAAAUGAGUUUUGGAGCUUUAGGGAAAGUUAUUUUUGAAUUCGAUAAUAUUUGGUGGGAUAACGAAAUUGAAAGAUUUGUCUUACUUUCAGAAGAUUUGGAUAAUAAAGAUAUCGGAGAACCUUUGAAAAGUUUACCUAAAAAGAGUAAAUAUCCUAUUUUAGCUAUAAAUUAUGCUGCAAUGCAUAAAAAUGAAAAGGCAAGUCUUGUGCUUUUAACUCAAUCUCCAUUAACUGAUUAUGUUGAAGCUCAUCCUGAAGAAGCUUGGGAAUAUUUCAAACCUAUGUUAGAACAAAUAGUCACCAAAGAUAAAAAGAUUUCUGAACCAAUCAAUGUUAUGACUACCAAAUGGACACAAAAUCCUUACGCUAGAGGAUCAUAUUCGGCUGUUUUACCAAAUGAUGAUCCAGAAAGUAUAAUCGUUCAAUUAUCUGGAGAAUUAGAAGGUGUAGCAUUAUCUCAUUCACCUAUUAGAUUUGCUGGUGAGCAUACCAUUUCUGAAGGUGAUGGUUGUAUCCAUGGAGCUUAUAUGAGUGGUCAAAGGGAAGCUGAAUGGAUUAUAAACAAUUUUUUUUUUUCAAAAAAACUAGCUAAAUUAUAA
Molecule: messenger RNA, 1452 nt
Organism: Yamadazyma jaroonii
Lineage: Eukaryota; Fungi; Ascomycota; Pichiomycetes; Serinales; Debaryomycetaceae
Source: the annotation of a GenBank genome assembly